Dermacentor andersoni is the source of this 1116-nucleotide messenger RNA. RefSeq lists its product as uncharacterized. Lineage: Eukaryota; Metazoa; Arthropoda; Arachnida; Ixodida; Ixodidae. The record is from RefSeq and is a predicted model, not a curated record. Gene Ontology annotation, molecular function: serine-type endopeptidase inhibitor activity.
CUGUACUAGAACACAUGAAGUUGACAGUAUACUGAGGUUGCUCCUGUUGAAAGAGAUGCGAAAGACCAUUGGGCAGCGAUGAGGACCUUCUUCGUUCCUUUCCUCACAUACUACAUUAUCGUUCGCUUUGUACCGUGCGAUGGUAAAGCAGCGGCAUCGAGCCGAGGCUGCUUAGCGAUGCCAAAAGAGGGUGAUGAUUGCGAAAGUCCAAUCGAUCACUGGUAUUAUAGUAGAACUGAAGGAAAAUGUAUGAAUUUUAUGUACGGAGAUUGUCCAGAGAGUGGAAAUAAUUUUGACACCGAGCAAGAAUGCACCGAUGCUUGCAAAAACGCAGGAGCAGGGCAACCUGCGGGGAAGCCCGACGGUGGGCCUGUUAAGGGCCACGCAGGGCGACCCAGGCCGUCGCGACCACGUGGUUCAAGCGAAGAAAACGACGGUGGAAGUUCCAGGCGUCCCGGAAGACAUGAUGCAGGAGCAGGACAUCAUAAGGGCCCCGGCAGUAGGCCUGGUAAGGGCCACCGAAGACGCCCCAGACCACCGCGGCCUCGUGGUUCAAGCGAGGAAGACGACGGGGGAAAUUCCAGGCGUCCCGUAAGAAAAGGAUCAGAAGAAGAUGACACGAAGACCGGCAGGGUGCCUCCUAGACGACCCGGGGGCAACCGACGGCCAUACAGGCCGAGCAGACCACACAACCCGAGACCGCCCAUGCUGAAACCACCUAGGCCCACUGUACCAAAGCACGAAAGACCCACGGGAGGAACAAAACACCGGCCACGCCCACCCCUGCCACAUCCGGGAAAAGGAAGCUGUGGAGCGAGACUAAAAAGAGGGAACUGCGAGGAAAAUGCUGACAUGUGGUUUAAUGAUGGAGACUUCAUGACUUGCUCUCGAGUGCCAGCAGGAAGGUGCCCAACAUUAGGAUCUUUCUUCGAAAGCUGUGAGGACUGCAUGAAGAAAUGCCGCCCACACCAGCGCCGCCAGUGCGAGUUCAAGACCUGAUCAUGCACUACACGACCAUAAGAGACAUGGAGGCGGUGCCCUGCUGCGUAGUUUGUUCAUUCUGUGGAAUGGUGAAAAAAAAACGAAGUUUGACAUAAAGGCCACGUUAUGAACAAA